Molecule: messenger RNA, 1992 nt
Organism: Adineta ricciae
Lineage: Eukaryota; Metazoa; Rotifera; Eurotatoria; Adinetida; Adinetidae
Source: the annotation of a GenBank genome assembly
AUGAAAACUCGUUUGUUGUUACUUUGUGUUUUUCUUUGUUGGUCACGAACAACAUCGAUCAUUGAUGAUUCCAAACCCGAUUUUCAACCUCGAAUAACAUUUCGAACGUGGAAACAAUCUAUUGCACUGGCCAAAUCCUUUGUUAAUCAAUUAACAUUAGAAGAAAAAUGUCAUUUGACAGCAGGUGUUGGUGGAACAUGUGCUGGUAAUGUUGCAUCAUUAGCGCGCGCUAAUUUUAGUGGUUUCUGUCUUCAAAAUACCCCAUCAGGUGUGGGUGAUGGUGUUUUAUAUUCAAUUGCUUUUCCUAGUGGUAUUCAUAUUGCAGCGACCUGGGAUCGAGAUUUGUUUUAUCGACGUGCUGUGGCAAUUAGAAAAGAAUUUCGAGCUAAUGAAACUAAUGAAAUACGAGCUUGUCAAAAUAAUAAAACACAAAAUGAUUUGUUGAAAGGAGAAAUAGGAUAUCUAGGAAAUAUAUUAAAUGACUGGAUGGGAGCGAAAUCAGCAAUCAAUCCAAUUUUAUCCGGAUUAGAUAUCGAUAUGCCAGGGACUGAUGAAUAUAUGGGAGAUAUUUUAGCCAAAUUUGUUCAAAAUGGAAGUAUUCCUCAAUCAAGAAUUGAUGAUAUGGUUAUACGAAUUAUCGCACCAUAUUAUCUUGUUGGACAAGAUCCGAAUUAUCCAACAAUUGAUCUUGAUCGUAAUGUUAUGGGAAACAAUUAUCUAAUUAAUCGAAAAAUUAGUCGUGCUGGUAUGAUUUUAUUAAAGAAUAUCAACAAUAUUUUACCGUUGAAUUUUUCUAUAAAUACAAAUAUUUAUAUAUAUGGACAAGCAGCUGGUCAAACCAAUUGUGGAAGUGCUUUAUAUCAAGGUGGUGGUUCAGGUUUUGUUCGUCCAUCUUAUGCAAUAGAUCCUCUCACUGCAUUGAUGCAAAAUGGCCGAGAAAAUCAUCUUCAAAUUCGAUAUAUUACUAAUCAAAACGACUUUGUUUCGAUUAAUCGAACAUUUCAUGAUCGUGCUUUUCAAAAUGCCAUAUGUCUCGUAUUUAUUAGUGCUUGGUCAGAAGAAGGAGUCGAUCGAACUGAUCUAUAUACAUUUGAUAAGGGUGAACAACUUGUUUUAACUGUUGCUGAGAAUUGUCGUCAAACUAUUGUUCUUGUUAAUAGUGUUUCACAAUUGAAUCUUGAACGAUGGAUUGAUCAUCCAAAUGUUGUUGGAACUAUUUGGACGGGUAUGCCUGGUUCGGUAUAUGGAUCUGCUCUUGUUGAUAUUCUCUUUGGUGAUUAUAAUCCAGGUGAAAAACUUGUUUUUUCAUUGGCUAAAAAUGAUUCUGAUUUUGGAACUGAUGUUAGUCCAAGUGGAGAUUCAAAUUAUCCAGAAGGUAUUUUCUUAGAUUAUCGUCAUUUUGAUAAAUACAAUAUAACACCAAGAUAUUAUUUUGUAUAUGGUUUUUCAUACACGAAUUUCUCAUUUGAUCAACUCGAUAUUUCACAAGUAAAUAAUGAUGAUGAUGAUGAUGAUCAAAACUCUCCUUCAUCAAUUCAUAAACAACGUCGAAUAAGACCUUAUAAUAAUUUUGUCCAUUCAGGAUUAUAUGAUCCUGUUUAUACAAUUACAUGUAUAAUUAAAAAUAUUGGUAAGUUUUAUGGAUCCGAAGUUGUCCAAUUAUAUCUGAAUUUUCCCAUUGAAGCCCAAGAACCAUUGAAAAUCUUACGAGAAUUUCAACGAGUUUAUUUAGAAGCGAAUCAAUCCAAACAAGUCGCAUUACAUUUUGGAUAUCAACUUCUGCUAACAAUGCUGCUAUUAAACUUCAAGGCUCUUUUAAUAUUUAAAUUUAUAAGAAUUUCUUAUAAGUUAAAAUGGACAUUGCAUUCUCCUUUUUUUCUCUUCAUAAUGAAGCGUAAUAUCUUGCAAAGUAUCUUUACCUAUAGGUCAUUAAUUAUCAUACAGCUUCAUCGUCAAAUUCAUUUGUGUUAUUUCGUAUGCGUUUCAUAUUGA